Diabrotica balteata is the source of this 1923-nucleotide messenger RNA. The record is from the annotation of a GenBank genome assembly. NCBI's taxonomy places the organism in Eukaryota, Metazoa, Arthropoda, Insecta, Coleoptera, Chrysomelidae.
AUGUAUUUUGAAAAAAUUAGCAUAUUCUUCGUUUUGGUGGUUUUAAUAACAAACGAAACAUCAGCUGGAGAUGAUGAUUAUAACGUUUUACAUACAGAUGGCGCCUAUGAAUUUGGUUACAAUAAUCCUGAUUCAUACCAUUAUGCACAAGCUAACAGAAAUAACGUAGUAAAGGGGGAGUUUGGAGGAAGAAACCCCAAAACCGGUGCAAUAGAUAGUACCAUUUAUACAGCUGGCCCAAGAGGUUUCAGACCCAGAGGUAAAAAUGUCGUCCGAAAGUAUGAUUUAAGUCAAGCUGGACCAAGACCAGUAGGUUCCCGUUACGAUCCUUAUUUUGAUCCCUACGAAGAUCCAAGUUAUAGUUUCUCCUUUAGAACCAGAACUUAUAACAGAGAUGAAAAUGCGAAUAGAGUGGGAGAUGUAACCGGCAGGUAUUCCUAUACAGAUGACGUAGGAGAGAGACACAAUGUAGAAUAUAUUGCUGGUAAAAACACAGGGUUCCACGUUAAGACUCCGUUCCCAGACUCAAAUCCAAAAGCUUAUGGUCCGCUAUAUUUCAGAGGAAGGGGAAGACCGAUACCAAGAGGAAGAACGUCAAUUCAAAGAGGACUUGAUGGAAGCUACAAAUUUGUAUCAGCCGGUCCUGAUCAAAGACGGACUGAAACCAGCGAUGCUACAGGUCACGUACGUGGGUCCUAUACAUAUCUUGAUGACAAAGGGGUCCAACAUUCAGUCCAUUAUAUAGCAGGACCAGAGACUGGAUACAGAGUUCUGAAAACCGUUAAAGGACCACAUUUACCAACAGUGUUUCCCUUCAAUCGCCCAGAUAUAAUUCCCCCAGAUUUUUACGAUUACAACGACAAAGACGUCUUCGAUACUGCUGCUAGUGGUCACGUAAAACCUGGUAGACCUGGCGGUAGGCCUGGUGGUCGUCCUCCUAUUUCAAAAGAUUCUGGACAAGCAGAGCAAGAUGAUGGAGUCAAAGACGGAGAUAGUGAUUUUGGAAAAUUACCAGGUUUUGACGAUUCUGGUAGUGACUUUGAAUUUGGACGAAAAAAACCUUCAGGUAGUAAACCUUCUACUGCAGGAGCUGGAAAACCGUCGAAGUCUCCUUAUGACGAGGAUGGCUCAGAUGGUUAUGAUACAGACUUUGGUGAUCUUUUUGGUGAUGGCGGAGGAAAAAACGAGGGAGCAGGAAAAGGAGGUUCUAGUAAAUUAAAACCUACUACUACAACAAAUAAACCUUUUAUACCUUCUGAUGGAUCUUUUGGUAAUGGGAUAUCAAAAGAAGAUAGUAGUGGUUCAAAGGAAGAUGGAGCUUCAAAACCUAGUAAUGAAUACAUUCCUCCUGAGGAUGGUAAAUCUGGUGAAGGUUCUGAAGAAGAUUAUGGCUCCAAAGGAGAUAGGUUUGGAAAACCAAGUACAAGACCUUCCUCUACAAGACCCGCAGGUUCAUAUAGACCAUCGGGUAGACCUCAAAGCUCAUUUUCAACAGAAGACGAUGAUUUUGGCUUAUUCGGUAGUGAAACCAAUCGACCAAAACCACCCUAUCAUGGCAAUACCGGAUCCACAGGUCCAGUAAUAACCAUAGGAGCUCCAAACAAAAAUUGCCCCAGAUGUCAAGGUGCUGUCUUGACCAAUGUUGGGGACACAUACCUUUCAGUACCUCCAGGGGUAUCGGUACGAGCUCAUGUACAAGCAAUAGAUUUACUUCCCUACAGUUCCAGAUUUCCCGGCCCAAGUGAACAAUAUAAGUCUGAGUUACCGCUUAACACUGAACAACUCAAUUCAGAAAAUGACGAAAUUGUCGGCGAAGUAGAUAUAACCACCGAAAAUGACGGUGAAGAAUUCAGCACGGAAGAAACUACAACAGAUGUCGAUAUUACAACAACUAUGCCUAAUACAAAUGCACCUACUACUUAA